CGCAGGGGUUGGCGGCGGCGCCAUUUUGAACUGGUUGAGGGUCGGAGGCGGCGGCUGGCGAGCAGGGUUCCGCGUCCCCCGAGGGAGAACCCGCGAGGAAGGAGCGGACAUGGCCGCGAAUAGGAACUUGAAGCAAGUGCGGAUCGAAAACAGCUCCCCAGCGGCACCGCUGGGCAUGGUGGGGGGUGGCGGCGGCGGUAACCUGAAAGGAUUGCGCGGCCUAGAAGCGGAGAGUGAGGCGGCGGCGGCGGCCAUGGCUCUGGCGCCGAGCAAAGAAGGUGGCGGAGAUGAGGAGCGAGAGGUUGGGUUCACCAUCGAUAUCAAGAGCUUUCUCAAACCUGGCGAGAAGAGCUACACGCAGCGUUGCCGGCUCUUCGUGGGGAAUCUGCCUACUGAUAUCACCGAGGAGGAUUUCAAGCGCCUUUUCGAGCGCUACGGGGAGCCCAGCGAGGUCUUCAUCAAUCGAGACCGCGGCUUCGGCUUCAUCCGCCUGGAAUCUAGGACCCUGGCUGAAAUAGCAAAGGCAGAACUUGAUGGUACUAUUUUGAAGAGCAGACCUCUUCGAAUUCGAUUUGCUACCCAUGGAGCUGCCUUAACUGUGAAGAAUCUGUCGCCUGUGGUUUCCAAUGAGCUGCUGGAACAAGCAUUCUCGCAAUUCGGGCCAGUGGAGAGAGCGGUUGUUGUAGUAGAUGAUCGCGGCAGAGCUACAGGGAAAGGUUUUGUAGAGUUUGCAGCAAAACCUCCAGCACGGAAAGCUCUAGAAAGAUGCAGUGAUGGUGCAUUCUUGCUUACAACAACACCUCGACCUGUUGUUGUAGAACCAAUGGAGCAAUUUGAUGAUGAGGAUGGACUCCCUGAGAAGCUAAUGCAAAAAACACAACAGUACCACAAGGAGAGAGAACAGCCACCACGCUUUGCUCAGCCUGGAACAUUUGAGUUUGAGUAUGCUUCACGGUGGAAGGCUCUUGAUGAGAUGGAAAAGCAGCAGCGUGAACAGGUUGACAGGAACAUUAGAGAAGCCAAAGAGAAACUUGAGGCAGAAAUGGAAGCAGCUAGACAUGAGCAUCAGCUAAUGCUGAUGAGGCAAGAUCUCAUGCGUCGUCAAGAGGAAUUGAGGCGCUUGGAAGAACUUCGAAACCAAGAACUUCAAAAACGCAAGCAGAUACAAUUGAGACAUGAAGAAGAGCACAGACGUCGUGAAGAAGAGAUGCUACGCCAGAGGGAGCAGGAGGAAUUGCGACGACAGCAGGAAGGAGGAUUUAAGCCAAAUUUCAUGGAUAAUAGAGAACAGGAAAUGAGAAUGGGUGAUAUGGGUCCUCGUGGAGCAAUAAACAUGGGAGAUGCGUUUAGCCCAGCACCUGCUGGUAACCAAGGCCCUCCUCCAAUGAUGGGUAUGAAUAUGAACAACAGAGGAACUUUACCUGGCCCUGCAAUGGGUCCUGGUCCUUCCAUGGGGCCAGAAGGAGCUGCAAAUAUGGGAACACCAAUGAUGCCAGAUAAUGGAACAGUGCAUAAUGAGAGAUUCCCUCAAGGAGGCCCAUCCCAGAUGGGUUCACCUCUGGUUAAUAGAACGGGCUCUGAAACUCCUCAGCCGCCAAUGAGUGGUGUAGGUGCCGUGAGUGGUGGACCUGGUGGCUUUGGUAGAGGAAACCCAGGGGGCAACUUUGAAGGACCUAACAAGCGUCGCAGAUAUUAAAUCUUAAUUCAUUCCUUACUGUUUUAGAAAUUCCAGUAAAAUUAUACAGUGAUAUGCCUUUAUAAUUUUAGCUGUUAUCUGGAAACGGUUCUAUUGUUAUUGUAGUCUUUAAAACAGUUUCUUUUGUAAAACUUUUUUUGUAUUCAGUCAUAGGCUUUGUAGUAUAGAGCAGAAAUGAUGCGGAUCAUUAUGUAAGGCGAUGUGUUUGUGACUCUAGCAAAAUACAAUGUGUGACUAUACUGUAAAACGUGCAGUUAUCUGAUUACAAUAAAACAAAAAUCACUGGAAAGGAUUUUGGGAAUGUUAUUGCUAAUAUUCUGAGUAAGAAUAAUUUUAUGCUUAAUUACAAGUGGCAUAAUUUUCAUUUUUACAUAGUUUCUACUAUGUAUCAAGAAAGUUCCAUUCUUAAUAGUGAGUGUUCAGCUAAACUGCAUGGUGCAGUACAUACUAUGAAAAACUUUAAACAUACCUGCUUUUGUUUUGACUUUCAAAGAGCAUAAAAUUUUAUACAAAGUGUUCUCAAAGAUACUGUGUCUUUACAUCUCAAUCCAGCAUUGCAAACUUAGUCACAGUAGUCUUAUCAACAGAGGUUAUCUGUCAGGCUGUUAGAAAAUUUAACUUGGGGAGGGAAAAAAACAACUUUGAAAGGUAUCUCUAUGUAUGCUUUAUUCAUUACAGUGUGAGUGAAUUUACCUAAACCAUAUUUAUAGAGGAGAAAAUCGGUUGUGACAUCUGUGUGUUCUGCUGAUGGUUAAAGUAUCUUCCAUUGCAAGGAAGGAGACAUUUCUGCACGCUGGUUGAAAGCUUUCCGCUGUGUUUGCAAAUCAUUAUUGAUAAGUAUUCAUUUCCCCCAGUGGUUGGUUUGAAUAAAAACAUGUCUGUUAUCGAUGAGUAACUGUUUGAUUAGGAAACAAAUACAUGUUUUCCAGUGAAAAGAAAUGUUCGCUUGUAGUUGAGUAAUGUGCAUUUAGAAGGAUUGCACCACCAGUAUUCUUCAGAAAGAUUUUACAGAACAAGGAAUUUGGAAAAUGCCCAUUUACAGCACAACUCAGGGUAGAUUUGUUGAUUGAGUUUUAGGAUAAAACUGAUAGGCUAUUAGGAAGCUUAUUACGAUUCUGUUUUGUCAGUCUUGGAAGAUGAUGGAAAAGACCUAUUGGUUCUGUUCCUGUAAUAGCAAAUAAGUAGAUGUAUUGGUUAGUUACUAUUGCUCUUUUCCCUGUGCAAAAUAGUUGUAAAAUAGUAGUGUUCUUUUUUGUCAGUUCACUCACAUUUUCAGAGGUAGACAUUACUAAAUUUUACCUACGUGAAUUGUGAUAUUAAAUUGGUUAAAAACUUGAAAUAACCUGAUGCCCCAAUAACAUCCAAAUGAUAUAUACAUAACUCACCAUGGGAUGCAAGCAGCAGAGAGGGCUUUUGUGUGUUACUUGUUAAUCUAGCUGUGAUUGGUUUGGUGGAUUGAAUUUUGAGCAAAUAGUUAACAAGAAAAUUGCAUAAUUACUGGCAUUUUGGAAAUACACUGUUAAUUAAAUUGCCAGUGGUAUAUGGCUUAAAAUACUAUUUUCAUACAAUUCAGGAGUUACCUUAGUGUAACUAAGGUCCUCACUUGUGACAUCUGUACCUGCAAAGCAUUUUCCUUUAGAUUGUCUUUUUUGCUUGACUCAAUACACGCCACACUUUGUGAUACACUGAGUUACCUUUAGAGUCUGAAAUACUCUUUCCCCAGUAUAUGUAUCACAUUAUAAGCACUCAUUCUUAAAAUAAACCUCAACCAAACUGCAAAUGGUUUUACUUGACACACUGGUCCUGAACCUCAAGAUUUGGGAGAAUUACUGUUUUUUCACUGCUAUAAACUAGUGUUUGCAUAUGGCAACUACUUAAGCUGUCUGCUCUAGUGUCCUUUAUUCAGUUGAAAUUGCGGUUUACAUUGGUAUCUAGUAAGGUGUCUAAAUAUAAGAUUGCUUUUUUCUCAUCUUUCUGCCCUUGUACAUGACUUUUUGUAGAGGAUUGAGAAAAUAUUGGUGUGAAUUGGUAGUUCUCAGCUGUAAAGCUGUACAGGGAAAAUGUUUUAAAUACAAAUUAAACUAGAUUCAAAAGGUUGGUUCAUUUUCUUCAAAAGAAAAGGUUGUGUUGUUCAGGCCUUUUAGCUAGGUCCUGUAUAUUUAUGUAUAGAAACUCUCCUUCUUGUAGUAUCUGAGCAUGUUUCAGAAGAACAUUAAAUAUACUGAAUUUGCAAAAGUGGUUCAUACUUCUCAUGCCAGCUUCAUGGUAUUUUAAGUGCACGUUUAUUGCACUGUGUUUUUGGUAGCUAGUGAAGGUAUGCAUGUAUUUGAAGUUAUUGUAGAUUUUAUUUAACAUUAGUGAUUGUCAUUCCACAGUUGUGACCUGCCCUUCCUGUAAACCUCUGACUUGGAUAGAUGGCUUUUGCUGCGUGGUAGCAGUGGAUUUGCCAGCUGUCCUUACUGCAGAAAAUCAUUUAACCUAUUUUUAAAUGUCCAUGAACCAAGUCCUAACAUUAAAUAAUGAAAUGUAUUUUUUGGCAAAUUGUAAAGAGUUAAUGAAGAAUGCCUUUUGUAGCUGAUGACACGAUAAGUUCAGCUGUUGAAAGUUUUCUUUGGGCUGCCUGGUUCAAGUCUAAUGGCAGUGCUUCUCAUUUUGCCAAAUGUGGUAGCAACUGAUCCUAGCUAUAUAAUAAACACCUAAUUUUGUUAAAAAGGGAAUUAUCCCAGAUUUUUUCCUAAAAAUGCAUAGAUGUGGCAGCCAGUGUCUUUGCAUGAAGGUUCUGCCCUUUUGCUAAAGUGAUUCAUUUUUAUUGUUCCUCAUCUGGUUGAUCAGUUUAUCAUUUUUUCUUUAUACACAUGUACUCAGGUUUUUAACUACAUUUGCACUGUUUGACUGGAAAACACAGUGAAGCCUUGACUGUGCUAUAUGCUAUGCUAAAACAAAUAGACUUGGAAUAUAUGUGAAUCUGCCAACUACAGUGCACUUACUUGUGUAAUGUACUUACUGAGCUUUUACAUUGUUCCUGAAGUUUCAUAUUCCUAAACUGCAUGGUUUUCCUAUGAGUUAUAAUUUUGGUACUUAAAGAUAACAAAGCUUUAUUAUUCCAUUUAAGUUAAACACUAUUCUGACCAAUGUGCUCAUUAAAUAAAGCACAUUGAUGUCUUGGGAAACUUUGUGGCAAUCCUAAUAUACUUUUCUGCAUUUAUUUCCUAAGAAAAUCACGAACUACUGUGGAUUACCUAGAAAGAAAAUUCCUGAUGUGUGCUUGUUUUAUUUAUUGUCCGUGUUUUUAAUACAGUUUUACAUAAAGAUAUAAUAAGCUGGAGAUUAUUACUAGAACAAAAAAUAGAUUACAAGAAGACAGUAUGACCUAAAUACUGUAUUAAAUUAAUUUUAAGAAUAAUGCAUAAUAUGCAUAGUAUGCAUUCUGAUCUGAAGUAUGCUACCACAUUUUAAAAUGUUACACAAAAUUCAUUCCCCUCUUUUCCACUCUUGAUUUCAGAUAUAGAAUAAUUUGUAAUUACAAAUUCUUUGAAAGGUACUAAACACAAACAUGGUGACAUUUAUGAACUACAUUUUGCUAAACAGUUGCAAUCUACCUUGAGAUAACUUUGUUCAAAAUUGCUGAAAUAACCAAUCUAAAAGCAGAUUCUCAAGUGAAACCAAAACCCUGUAGGCCUUUUGAAGGGAGAAAAUAUGCUUGGAGGUGAGAUGUUCAGCAAUUAACUGGUGUGCUAUGGUGGCAUGAAGUUCAUUUUACUUAAGUAUGUUGCCAAAAAAUUUUUUUGCGUACUUCAUAAUUUAUCUAUUUUUAUAGCAAGUUGGAUCAUGAUUUUUCCCUUCACAAGUCAAACUAAAGUGUAAUUGAACUAGUAAAAUAGCAUGGAAGGCAGCAACUAGAGUCAGUUUAUGUUGGAUCAGAAAUGUGAAGGGGUUCUAAAUCCCAUUCCCAAGACUUGAGUGUUGCAUAUCCAUGGGUAGUUUAAUGUGUGCAGCAUCUUUUUAGCUUGUGCUUGUGGCCGAGAGUGGGUGACUUCAGAGAGCACAUACCUCCAGUGCAGUUUAAGUGUCUUCUCAGGAGCCCUCAAAUUAUUGAUAUGGGCACUGUGCUGUUAUUAAGAUGCUCAUCUUGGAGUUUGGUGCUUUCCUUGGACUGUUAGCUCACUCUUCAGAUGGGGGGAAUAUCAGUCCAAACUUCCCUGAUUUGGGAGAGGUAAGGAAGGGAGUGUGGCCUAUGGGAAAUGCAGAGGUUGGACAUUACUACUUUAGAUUAUUGGUGUUGAGUGCUAGUUUGGGGGCAAAUGUUGAACAUUUCAGUAAUAGGAAAACAUUUGCUUUUUUAAAAAUUCACUUACUGAAAUGUAGGAACUUAAUAAGAGGAUUGACUAAAAACUUGGAAUACCUAAUGUCAGGUACAAUUUUUCCCAUGGGAUUGUUUUUAUGUUAUCUUUUGUUACCUUUCCAGAUAUACUGUAAAGUAAUUUUAGCAAUCUCACCAGUUAAGUGUAUUUCGUUAAUAGUUUUGGGGUGUUUUCUCCUAAAGUAUUUUAAAAACUGUAGCUGUAGGCAUUUCAGGUGUGUUUUCCUGAAUCCUUGAAAACAGUAAUCCUUGAAAUACUGAAGCUAGUUAUACAAUUGUCUAAAAUGUUACUUGUAGAAUAAAUAAAACUGAAAUGAAUUUUUAAUGAAAACAGUACUUUUAAUGGUUUUAAAUGCAUGGAAACAAAACCUCAAUGUAUUAAUUUUCAGGGGGAUAGAUUUAAUAGGUCUUUUCCAUCCUGAACUUCCUUAAGAUACUCUGAAAGUUAAUAUAAUUGAAAUUUGGAGGCAUCCUUAUUAAUGGCCUCAGCCUGACUUUUAAAAGCAGUGAGAGGAAUUUCUUCUGUUUAGAACAGCAGUCCUUUUUUCCUAAUCGAAGGAGCUAUUUGGAAAACCAUUCAGAGAUAAGCACAGCAUACUUACAGGUAAAACUAUUUAAAAGCCUCUCUGCUCUAAUGAUUAUUAUACACACAAAUCACAUUGAAAGAAAUAUACAACUUUAUAAAUGUGGGUAAAAACUCAAGUGAUUUGUAUGUGGUCCCUUAAGUGGAGAAUAAAAUGCUCAUAAGAAGAGGUACGGAAUUCAAAAGGAACUGGACUGUGUUACUACAUACAUGUGUGGGUAAGGUUUUCCAUUUGUUGGGUAAAUUAUUUGUCUGGAGCUUCUGUUGUUCCCGGAUUUACUAGUGUGCUUUCAUAUCUCAAUUUCUGUAGAGUAAAGCAUAGCUGUAUAAUUUGAUUGAAUUUACAUGCUAAUUGUAUGCGGGAUGUUAAGUGCUUGACUCGAAAGAAUUGCAGUGAGAAUAAAGAUACUGUUCUUGAUUUUAAGUAAAAACUGCGUAGAUCCUUGAACAGGAAUAACUGUGGAGAGUCCUGUAUGUAAAUUGAACAAAAAAUUGGAGAGAGGGAAUAAAGUAACCUAAUAAAAGUGA
Messenger RNA from Sturnus vulgaris (Common starling), 7167 nucleotides. RefSeq names its product paraspeckle component 1 (gene PSPC1). Gene Ontology annotation, molecular function: RNA binding. The record is from RefSeq and is a predicted model, not a curated record. NCBI's taxonomy places the organism in Eukaryota, Metazoa, Chordata, Aves, Passeriformes, Sturnidae.